Phragmites australis (common reed) is the source of this 2969-nucleotide messenger RNA. RefSeq names its product G-type lectin S-receptor-like serine/threonine-protein kinase LECRK4. The record is from RefSeq and is a predicted model, not a curated record. Bases 50 to 2461 code for a protein of 803 amino acids. The transcript has a single exon. Lineage: Eukaryota; Viridiplantae; Streptophyta; Magnoliopsida; Poales; Poaceae. Gene Ontology annotation, biological process: protein phosphorylation. Gene Ontology annotation, molecular function: ATP binding; protein serine/threonine kinase activity.
AUAAGUUUACCAUCAGAAGUAGGAAAUGAUAACCAAACCAAAAUAACCAAUGGCGCAUCUCCUCUUACCCUUCCUCCUGCUUCUGUCCUCAGCAUCUGUUCAAGCUCAACAAAACAUAGCCUUGGGCUCGUCCUUAACACCCCAAGGGCCUAGCAGCUUUUGGCUCUCACCAUCCGGCGACUUCGCGUUCGGCUUCCGGCCAAUUGAAGGCAACUCCUCCUCCUACCUCCUCGCCGUCUGGUUCAACAAGAUCAGCGACCAGACGGUGGCUUGGUAUGCCAGGAGCACAGAUCCAGAUCCAGCGCCCGUACAAGUUUCAUCCAGUUCACGCCUCCAGCUCACCUCUGGUGGGGUGCUCUCGCUCCAGGACCCCACCGGCACAGAGGUAUGGAAUCCCCAAGUUGUGGGUGCAGCCUACGCUACCAUGCUAGAUGUAGGAAACUUUGUACUAGCCGCUGCAGAUGGCUCACCCAAGUGGGAGACUUUCAACAGCCCAGCAGAUACCAUCCUGCUCACUCAGGUGCUCACCACCCCAAAGACCCUUCGCAGCCGGAUCAUCGCUACUGACUACUCCAGUGGCCGGUUCCUUCUUGACCUGCAAAAUAAUGGUGUUUCCCUUUGUCCCGUUGCUAUGCCGUCUGGUUACCAUUAUGACCCCUAUUGGUCCGUGGAUGGGAACACCACAAUGCUGGUGUUCGAUGCCACUGGCAGGAUAUACAUCUCCUUUGAUGACGGCACACAAAUCAAUAUGACAUCAGGGGUUAUCAGCUCCAUGGCUGACUACUACCAUCGCGCCACACUUGACCCAGAUGGUGUGUUCCGGCAAUAUGUGUACCUAAAGAUCGGCGACCAGUGGUCUUCGGCAUGGACAGUUGUUGAUUUCGAGCCAUCAAAUAUCUGUGAAGCACUACUGCCAAAUGUUGGCAGCGGCACAUGCGGGUUUAACAGUUACUGCAAAUUCGAUGGCACGAACAACCAGACAUCCUGCUUGUGCCCACCGAACUACUCAUUUUUAGAUGAGGAGAGGAAGUAUAAAGGCUGCAAACCAGACUUCCAACCACAAAGUUGUGACUUGGAUGAAGCAUCUGCCAUGAUGCAGUUUGAGUUGAUAUGGGCAAACCAUGUGGAUUGGCCUCUAGCUGACUAUGAGCAGUACUCCCCCAUAACUGAGAAUGACUGUCGGCGGCUCUGCCUGAGAGAUUGUUUCUGCGCCGUCACUGUGUUCCAUGACACUGAUAAUACAUGUUGGAAGAAGAAGAUGCCUUUAUCAAAUGGCAAAUUGAUGGGUGAUGUGCAGAGGAAAGUUCUUCUCAAAGUACCAAAGAACAACAAUUUACCAAAGAAGAACAAUUCACAGUCUGAGCUUGUUGGUUCCAGCAAAUGGAAAAAAGAUAAGAAGUACUGGAUCCUUGGAAGUUCAUUGUUUCUGGGAAGCUCUGUCCUGGUGAACCUUCUCCUGAUCUCUGUUCUCCUUUUCGGUACUUACUGUACUAUCAUCAGAAAGGAAGCCCCGUCUUUGCAGUCAUCAAGCAACCUAGGAUUGCCCCUGAAAGCCUUCACUUACGCUGAGCUCGAGAAUGCAACCAGCGGAUUCCAGGAGGUGCUUGGUACUGGUGCGUCUGGUAUUGUGUACAAGGGCAACCUACAAGAUGAGCUCGGGACCUGCAUCGCUGUCAAGAAAAUUGACAAGCUCCAGCACGAGACAGAAAAGGAGUUCACCAUGGAAGUCCAAACUAUUGGACGGACACACCACAAGAACUUGGUUAGAUUGCUAGGAUUCUGCAAUGAAGGAAAAGAAAGACUAUUGGUCUAUGAAUUCAUGACAAAUGGAUCACUGAACAGAAUCCUUUUUGGUGAUGUCAGGCUUCAGUGGAACCUUCGAGUUCAGAUUGCCCUAGGGGUGGCAAGGGGGCUGUUAUACUUACAUGAGGAAUGCAGCACACAGAUCAUCCACUGUGAUAUAAAGCCCCAGAACAUACUUGCCGAUGACAACUUCACAGCAAAGAUCUCAGACUUCGGCUUAGCUAAACUACUCCGAACCAAACAGACACAAACAAACACAGGUAUCCGGGGUACCCGAGGAUACGUUGCCCCCGAGUGGUUCAAGAGCAUCGGUAUCACUGCCAAGGUGGAUGUUUACAGCUUUGGAGUCAUCCUGUUGGAGCUCAUCUGUUGUCGGAGGAAUGUUGAGUUGGAGGCUGCAGAAGAGGAUAAAAAAAUACUUACUUACUGGGCAAAUGACUGUUACAGGUGUGGCAGGGUUGAUUUUCUGGUGGAGGGUGAUGACGAAGCAAUUUUGAAUCUGAAGAAGGUGGAAAGGUUUGUGGCAGUGGCCUUGUGGUGUCUCCAGGAGGACCCAACCAUGAGACCUACAAUGCUAAAGGUGACACAAAUGCUUGAUGGAGCAGCUGCAAUUCCCACACCUCCUGAUCCUUCUUCCGUUGUCAGUUCACUCCAAUAGUAUCACUCCUGCUUACUGUAUGAUUAGUAUAAGUAUGAAGCAACAUAAGGGCGUAGUAAGUUAGAUAUAGCUAUUUCUCUGCGUGCUCUAGUGACCUCUUUAUUUUUGGCUCCCUAUAUUCAAAUCACCUAUAUUUUACUACUAUCAUGUAACUAGCAAAUUGAACCGUUAUAUUUUUAAUGGUGUAAUUUGCAACGGCUAUUGUUUUUAACGACGUCUUUUUGAACAGCUAUAUUUCCAAAAGCUAUAUUUUCCAACGACUAUAUCUCUAAUGGCUAUAUUUUUCGGGUCUAUAUAUGGAAUGUCAUUCGCCUAGUUGUUGAACCAAGUCAUUGGCCUUAUAGUUUCUCCUCUACUCGAAAUGAGUCGUCCAUCUUUCUUAGAUUCAUCAUCGUCGUCAGAUGAUGAUGACAAUGAACUCAUUCUUUCUAUUUUACACCUAUGCCACAUUCAAUAUGAGUGUAUGAAUGCUCCAUGACAUGACAGUUCUAUACUUGGACGUCAAUAU